AUGUCGGCAUGCGACGAAAUGACCGAAAUGACCACUUCCUUUUGGUUACGGUUAUCUCUUAUCGGAAAUCUAGUCAUCACCUUCAUCUCUUUCCCUGUUCUCUUGUCUGCUCUACAUUAUAUCAAUUCUCAACAGUUGUUUCAUCCAAACACUCGAAUACAGAUAAAAGUGCACAUCUUUGCGCUUAUCGUUCACUCCACUGGAAGAUUUGGUCUUCACUCAUUCGAUCUCGUCAACUAUUUCUCAAACACCGGAUGUGAUGCUCUUCCAGACUUCUAUCGAUGUCUUAUCGUCAGAGGUCUCUAUAACUUUGGAAUGGCUCUUGCUGCAAUGUGUUCCACAAGUCUUGUCAUCGAACGAUCUGUUGCCCUAUUCUACAACUCCACAUAUGAAAUGUGCGGGAAAAAAUUCGGAAUACUCCUUGGUCUUCUCCAACUAUUACUUGCUUUUGCUUUUCUUUUUAAACUCUACUUCGAUGCUUCCUUCACUCCAGUGCCCAAUGUAACACUCUAUUAUUGUCAGACUCUUGCUUCCGGUCAUGGAUCCGUCUGGACAAUUAAUGCUCCACUCUAUGUUGUUAUGGUUGGACAAUGUGUAUGUAGGUUGAUAUUCUGGUACCUUGGAGUGCUAACAAGAAGAAAGAGAAGCAAUCAGAAACUGCAAAGUCUGAGUACUCGAUACACUUUAGAGCAAGGGAUCCGUUCUAUCAAAGCACUGAAUAUGUUCAUCAAUGCCAAUUGCUUCGUGUUCUUCUUCCUCUCAUUCAUUGGAACAACAUUACAUUUCAAUUCUCAAAAUAUGAGAAGACCAACUUAUUUUGCAUUGGUCGAAGUCAUUCAUUUUGUUCCGACUUAUGGAAUUUUACUCUCCGUGUAUGCAUAUUACUCCCUGAAAAAGCUUGACACCAAGCAGAAGACGUCGCUAACUCGAAGUAUGCAGGUGGAUACCAGUCAUUAUCUCAUUGAAUUUAAGAAACAAAUCAGUUGA
Messenger RNA from Caenorhabditis briggsae, 987 nucleotides. RefSeq names its product Protein CBR-SRAB-4 (gene Cbr-srab-4). NCBI's taxonomy places the organism in Eukaryota, Metazoa, Nematoda, Chromadorea, Rhabditida, Rhabditidae. The transcript is spliced from 4 exons. The record is from RefSeq and is a predicted model, not a curated record. The coding region runs from base 1 to 987 and encodes 328 amino acids.